AUUUAAAGCGAACGUUAAGAGCUAAAGAACCUCUUCUUUGAAAUUUAAGAGAGAGACAGACGUGUCCAACCCCAUAUUAAAGGAAUCUGAGAAAACAAUAGUUUUUUCACUAUCAAAGAAAAAGAUUUGGACUAGAAACAAAGAGAAAGGGAUCAUCCUUUUGCAGUAAUUAUAUCCACCCAUCUUGGGAUUCUGACACCACAGCUCUCUUUCAAAGUAUUUCUGUGAGUGAAUUAUGUUGGUGUGUUAAUGGGCUGCUAUUGUUCAAAGCCAGAAAAAACUCCGGGCUAUGAGAACCCUACAGUUCUUGCUGCUGAAACACCUUUUACAGUAAGUGAAGUAGAAGCCUUGUAUGAGCUUUUUAAGAAAUUGAGCAGUUCUAUAUAUGAUGAUGGGCUUAUCCACAAGGAAGAAUUUCAACUAGCGCUCUUCAGGAACCAGAAUAAGAGGAAUCUUUUUGCAGACAGGAUUUUCGACUUAUUUGAUAUCAAGCGCAAUGGGGUUAUUGAGUUUGGAGAAUUUGUUCGAUCAUUGGGUGUCUUUCACCCCAAUGCACCUGUAGAAGACAAAAUUGCAUUUGCGUUUAGACUGUAUGAUCUGAGACAAACAGGGUUCAUUGAACGAGAGGAGUUGAAGGAGAUGGUGCUGGCACUUUUGCAUGAAUCAGAUCUGUUACUUUCAAAUGAUGUCGUUGAAGCCAUUGUGGAUAAGACGUUUAAAGAUGCAGAUAAGAAAGGUGAUGGAAGGAUUGAUCAGCAAGAGUGGAAGGAAUUUGUUUUGAAGCAUCCAACUUUGAUCCUAAAGAAUAUGACUCUACCGUAUCUAAAGGACAUAACACUAGCUUUCCCUAGCUUUGUAAUGAGUUCUGAAGUUGAAGAUUCAGAUAUGUGAGAGGAUUCCAUGUCAUUAACAAUUUCACGUGCCAAGAUGGUGAUUGAAAUGAAUGACGACAUUCCAGUGAAGCUACUUACAUUAACAAUGAUAUCUUUAGUUUAUGAAGAACCCAUGAAGCGCAGCUCAGAGAUAAGUCACUCAUCAUCCACAAGUUGCGUUCCUGAGUCUAUCUUCAAAAUCCCAACUGGUUCUUGAAAUCCACUGUAGGCAUGGAUAAGUGUAUAUAGCGUCCAACAUAUGUGCAGCUGGGGGUAAAAUUAUAUAUGCAAGUCAAUCUCUGUUUUGCCUCAUACAAUGGGGUUUUGUAACACCAGUAGUCCUGUGAUAAGAGUUGAGUUUAUAUCUGUAAGUCAAUCCUUUGACACAGACACAAAUUGUUUUGACUAUGUCCAUGUUUUCUUCUUCCAAGAUAAGGAAUGCUAGAAGAUUGCAUGUCUGGUAGCAAUGUCAUACCUUUGAAAUUGUUAUUAUACAAAACCAUCUACCAAGGAGAUAAGAACUGAGAUAAGGCAGGA
Molecule: messenger RNA, 1409 nt
Organism: Rosa rugosa (rugosa rose)
Lineage: Eukaryota; Viridiplantae; Streptophyta; Magnoliopsida; Rosales; Rosaceae
Product: calcineurin B-like protein 4
Exons: 9
Coding region: 250-891 (213 amino acids)
Biological process (GO): calcium-mediated signaling
Molecular function (GO): calcium ion binding; kinase binding
Source: RefSeq, a predicted model, not a curated record